CGAAUCCAGCCAUUGUUAUCAAUGAAAAAGUAGAUCUAUUUUUUUAUCAUAUAAGACAUUUUCUUAAGAUUGGUGGUGUUUUUAUUUGCAUUUUUGAAAAAUGGGAGAUCGUUACAAUAUUCAUACACAGUUAGAACAUCUACAGUCUAAAUACAUCGGAACUGGUCAUGCUGAUACCAAUAAAUGGGAAUGGUUAACAAAUCAACAUAGAGACAGUGCUUCUUCUUACCUUGGACAUUUUGACACUCUUAACUAUUUUGGACUUGUAGAAAAUGAAGCUAAAGCCAGAGUGAAAUUUAGUUUAAUGGAAAAAAUGCUCCAACCAUGUGGUCCUCCACCAAAGAGGAUUGAAGAUUAACUCAGUCUUACAUUAAGCACCAUUUUGUAUCAUAUGUUUUCAAACUUGUGUAGAACUCAUACCGAACACAGAUCAAUAGUUAUUCAGUUGAGAAUUGGUGUAAGCUUAUGUUGAAUUAUAAACAUUUGAAUUGUAUUAUCAUGUUAAGUUUAAAUAUUGGACCUUGAAGUUCUGUUAAUAUUAAAUGCAAAUUUUUUGUGCGGGACUGCAGUGUAAUGCUUAUGGAAGUUGACUAAUUGAUUGAUUUACAAUAAAAAGUACACCAGAGUCAUAACUAAGCAAUUUUUCAUUCAAAAGCACCAAAAAGAUAAACAGCUUUGUUUACAUUUGUGCCUAGUAUGCCAUUGGAAACCUUCUCUUUUUUAUAUACUUUGACACUAUUUUCUCCACAUUGCCCAUAUUUGAUUAAUAUUGACAUAACAUCAAGGGCCUCAAGUCAAGACUUAAUUGUCUGACAAUACCAGGUUGAAGUUUAUUUAUCUGGAAAAAAAUGUCCAAAUAACAUUGACCAUUUGUAAGCAUGAGAAUAGUCAUCAAAUCAAUUGCACUAUCCAUCAAAGUCAUAUUUCUCAUAAUGAGAAUCUCAUUAAAUCAUAAACUUACAUUCUACCGGUACAAGGUUUCUACAUUGACAAUCUACAACUCCUGUUUCACAUUACAAAUAGAGUUGUUUAUGGUCCCUCAGGAAUAACAAUAUAGUUACCAAGACAUUUCAGUGUCUGGUCAUAAGAUGAAGGGUUACAGCUGUAUAUUUUUCUUUUUUGUAUUUCAAUGAGAACUUCUUCAAAACAAUUCUAUUGAUAUGAUUUGUCUGUGAUGUAACAAAGUUUUGGUUCCACAAUGACCUGGUUCUGAAUUUACUUUUUAUCUAGGUGCAGAAAUGACAAGUGUCAAACUGGUGAUAAAAAUUUGUAAACUCAUUAAUGUACUCAUGAUUGUCAUUCCCAAUAAAAAUUUUUAAAAUAAAUUAAUUUUUUUCUGAA
Messenger RNA from Lottia gigantea (owl limpet), 1341 nucleotides. RefSeq lists its product as hypothetical. Gene Ontology annotation, biological process: mRNA splicing, via spliceosome. The record is from RefSeq and is a predicted model, not a curated record. Lineage: Eukaryota; Metazoa; Mollusca; Gastropoda; Lottiidae. The transcript has 2 exons. Gene Ontology annotation, cellular component: U2 snRNP; precatalytic spliceosome. Bases 101 to 358 code for a protein of 85 amino acids.